Molecule: messenger RNA, 1224 nt
Organism: Xenopus laevis (African clawed frog)
Lineage: Eukaryota; Metazoa; Chordata; Amphibia; Anura; Pipidae
Gene: dnaaf19.L
Product: coiled-coil domain containing 103 L homeolog
Exons: 4
Coding region: 124-879 (251 amino acids)
Biological process (GO): determination of left/right symmetry; epithelial cilium movement involved in extracellular fluid movement; inner dynein arm assembly
Cellular component (GO): motile cilium; extracellular region; outer dynein arm
Source: RefSeq, a predicted model, not a curated record
UAUUAGACACCUAACUAGCGCCGCCACUCGAAUAAGUCCGCCGGUGAAACCCGCAGAAGGAGCCGGAGGUUUUCUGAUUGGCCGACAGCCGUUCAAUGACGUUCGCUAUCCUGAUUGGUUGAUAUGGUCAAGAGGAACUGCAACGUUUCCAUAGGAACGGAGACACAAAGUGAGGAACAGAUUGUUACAUUGAUGGAGGAUCAGGAAACUAUUGAUUUCCGGCAGUUGGAACGGGAGCUGGCCAACGCACUGGCUGCUGAUCAGAAGUACUCAAGAGAAAAUGACGCCAAGUUUCGAGCCAUUCACCAAAAAGUGGCAUCUUAUGAGGAAUUCAGAGAUAUUGUCCUGGCAUCUAACCUGAAGCCCCUUGAACGGAAGGAUAAGGUGGGAGGAGAGAGAAAGCAGCCCUGGAACCCAAGUUUCAACACAAAUAGCUGCGCACGAGAGUCCGAAAAUGUGAUGCCGGAAGAAUCGUUUUCAGAUCCCACAAAUGCAUUUGAGUUUACCCGAGACUGGCGCCGAUUAGGAAACGGAGAGAAGUAUUACUACCUCUUGCGAGUGGGAGCUGAGAAGCUGUCUCAACUUUUCCAUGCUGAAGUGUGUUCUGGACUACUUGGAGAAUUCCUCUUAGUGCUCAAUGAGAGCUUUCAGGCCAUUCACCUGGAGACUGUCCUACAGAUCUUACAAACACUAGCAGAGACCAAGCGUUUUGACCUUAAUCUGGUUUUUCUCAGUGGGUCUGAGAAGGAGAGUUCCCAAAAGCUAUUUGUAAAGUUGCAAACCUGUGUUGGUGCAAUAGAAGAUGAAAGAAGGAGGAUAGAAGAUAAAAGGCUAACAAAACUAAUGGCCUGUUACAAGAUCGGCAGCACAAAGGACUGACUUUAGGUUUUCUUCUUCCAGACCAUAGAAUGCUGUGAUAAUUUAGACAGCAGAGGGCUGCAUAUGAAGCCACAUUGCAUGCUUGAAACAGCUGCUGUCGUGAUCACAGAUUGUUUCGUACAGCUGUCAAGCUCCCUGCUUCAUUAUUUGUUCUGUAACAGCACAACUUGGGCAUCUGUCUCAAUCCGCACCCUCGGUCCCAUGCUGAGUAUGUUCCUCAGUGUGCACUCAUUGAGUGGAGAGGGCUGGGCACUGUGUGAGGCUUUUUGAAAUUAAAAAUAAACACUUGAUUUAUAUUUAUUUAUUAGGAGGACCUCUUAUAUUAAAGAAACACAAUUCACCACA